Molecule: messenger RNA, 816 nt
Organism: Adineta steineri
Lineage: Eukaryota; Metazoa; Rotifera; Eurotatoria; Adinetida; Adinetidae
Source: the annotation of a GenBank genome assembly
AUGGCUGAUGAAGGUUCUAUUCAAAAUUUAGAAGUUGAAUGGCGUGAUUUUUUAGUAGAAUUUCAUGCAAAUACCGAAGAGGCUAAACAACGAAUACAAAAAGUUGAUCUUUUUCCUGAUAAAAACAUCGUUUGCUUUGUUCUUUAUAAGACUUUUUCACCAGAAGAAUGUCAAUUUCUUAUUGAUUCAAUAGAAAAUAUCGGUUUCAAUAAACUUUUAUACGGAGGAAAUUAUCGAACAAAUACACGAACACAAAUAGUUCAAAAAUCGCUUGCAGAUGAAUUUUUAUUUCGUGUACAAGAUUUUCUACCAAAACAAUGGCCUGGAAAAGAUAAUACAUCAAAUUGGGAUUUAAUGAAUCUUAAUGAACAAAUAAGAAUUUGCAGAUACGAACCUGGUCAAUAUUUUGCUCCUCAUUUCGAUGGAAUCUACAAACGAUCUUAUCAAGAACAAAGUCAGUUGACAAUUAUGGCAUAUCUUAAUGAUUCAUUUACUGGUGGUCAUACAAAUUUUCUUGAUGAAACUACUAAACCACCUGCACUUACUCAUGCAUUAAAACCCGAAACUGGAAUGGUUUUAAUCUUUCAACAUGAAAUUUUUCAUGAAGGUGAAGCCGUAAUAACAGGGAAAAAGUAUAUUAUGCGUAGUGAUGUUGUAUAUAAACGAUUGUUAAGUGGACCAAUGUCCAAAGAAGAACAAGAAGCAAGAGAUUUACUUGCGGCAGCUGAACGUCAUGAAGAUCAAUCAAAUCAUGAAGAAGCUACGAAAUGUUAUCGAAAAGCAUUUAAAUUAUGGCCAGCUUUAGAAAAAGAAUAA